AUUCCUGACAGUAACCAGUUUUCUCGUGCCACUGCGCGAAGAGAUUCCUGACAGUAACCAGUUUUCUCGUGCCACUGCGCAAGCCUCAUUUACUAAAGUCUGGAAGUCACACUUGUUGUUGUUUUUAACUUGGCACAAGAUCACCAAGCGAGACCUAUAACACUAGCUAUCUGUGUCAAGACAUUAUACAGGACUGUGCUGGUAUUUAGUUGUAGUAUUUAUAACCUGUAAGACACACCGCUUCAAGUCAAGUAGAUUUACCAUUUUGUUGCUUAAAGAAAUAUUACCAUUCCUAUUGUUAAUCAUCCAUCAAUGAAUCCUCACGAGGCGAGCACCUACUCACAGUUGAAGCUUGACGAACAAAUAAAGCUCAUUCAGAGAGUUUAUUCAAGUCACGUGAACAAAAUGACUUGGACAGACACGGAAUACGUAGUUCUGGAUAUCGGUUGUGCUACUGGAGAUGUAACUAAGGACAUUUUACUCCCUUUAUGUCCAGAUUCGGUUUCUGAAAUAAUCGCUAUCGACAUUCUUCCAGAGAUGAUAAACUUCGCAGAAAAUCACUACCCUCACCAGAAAAUUAGGUACAAAACAGGAGAUAUUAAAGAUAGGGCACUGGUUUUAAAACAGAAGAGCAAGUUCCAGAAGACAUUUUCUUCCUUCUCACUGAACAUGAUUUUUGACCACCAGCUUGUCCUUCAGAACGUGAAUUAUCUACUGUCCCCUGGCGGAGAAUUUAGCUUUAUUAUCGUCGCCACGGGUCCGCAGUAUAAGGCCUAUGAAGAGCUUGCGAGGUCAACAACUUGGGAACCUUAUAUGAAGGAUUGGAAGAACUUCAUCACUCCCAUGCACUACUGGCAAGAAAUCGAAACCGAAUACAAAACACUUGCCUCUAAAUGCGGAUUUGCAAUCAACGACAUAUCGGUGGAGUCUCUGACGUUCGGAUUCCCUGGCCCGAGCAAAUUCAAAAGUUUCUUAAAUACAAUAUCGCCUUUUGUAUCAAAAAUUCCAGACGACAAAACAGGCUUUAUAGAAGACACCUACCGGUUGUGUUUGAAACACGGAGCGUAUCAAAACCCAGAUGGAUCGAUUCAGCUGCCUCUAAAAAUCCUUUCCGCUUUGGCUACAAAAUUUAUGGAUCUUUCAGAUAGGGUUUCGUUCUGAUCAGACAAGUGUUAACAAUAACUGCAUAAUAAUGUGAACUUUCUUUAAAAUAUGUACUCUCAUUUUUCACCGGUGCAGAU
This is a messenger RNA of Limulus polyphemus (Atlantic horseshoe crab), 1241 nucleotides long. RefSeq names its product juvenile hormone acid O-methyltransferase-like. Bases 313 to 1161 code for a protein of 282 amino acids. The transcript is spliced from 4 exons. Lineage: Eukaryota; Metazoa; Arthropoda; Merostomata; Xiphosura; Limulidae. The record is from RefSeq and is a predicted model, not a curated record.